CCUGUGCAGGAGAGUGGAGAUAAAGAAGGGGGAACGUAUCGUAAAGCCCCAUGAGGAGGGUAUCGUAAAGCCCCAUGAGGAGGGUAACUGAGUUAGCACCGUCAUCAGUGCACAACAUACUGUAGCGAUCUCACAGAGUCAGGCGUAUCUUUGGCUUGCUUGAAAACACAGUAAAACACAGUACAGGCAUUCAGACACUGAUAACGAACGGCAACUGGAGUGGGAUUACAGACGCAGACAUAUCAUACUGACUUGGGGUGGACAGAGAUGCUCAAACACAAGGAAAAUCCCACUACGGCAUAUACAAAUCACAAUGACUCCACAUUGCUAACUAAAAAUACACGUAGACAUUAACAUAGGAGGGGAAGCACCAAACACUCGAAGUCAGAACACUGAAACUGAAUUUGCAGACAUAAACAUUCUACAAUACGAAUACUGGGGAUAGGUCACAUAACAAUUACAACACAGAAGUACAGGCAAUCACACAUACAUCACUCCCGCUACACGUCACAAUACUUGAUGUUUGCAGGGACAAGAGAACUGUAGGAAGACCUCAAUGUCCGCUUGCAAAACUCAGGAAAGAUAAAAAAAAAACACUUAAAUAUGAAAACUAAUUAUGAAUGAAAACACUGUAUGAAAUCUGCAUAUUGUAAAUGACUAUCAUAAAUUUGGGCAAAGAUUGGGGUGUACAACUGACAACUGUUUUUUUGUUUUACGACAGAAAAAAGUGUUGUGAAAGAUCUUCCCAUAGGAAUCUACAUCAUCAUUGCAGCAACUAUAAUCUUGAUUGCUCUUGUCCUUGCCUGUUUCUUCAUCCUCAAAAACAAAUGGCUGUGUGUAAAUGAAGUUGAAUCUUACUACGUCAAUCACACUGAUAAUAAAGCCAACACAGCCAAAGCCAGCGCCCCAUCCAGCACCCAAGCCAGCGCCCCACCUCUUCCUCAUGACAAGCCAGUUCAAAGCAACACCUCCCAGGAAAAGGGUAGGAAAGGUGACACUGCUUCAAACUAUUUACGUGAGCGCCACCCUGUUAAGCGGAACAACCUUAACCAGGGGGGUGGGGAUGUUUUCACUCCCAACCAAGUUCACAGAACAGACAGCGUCAUCUAUGAAAAUGAUGAACAUGAUCCUGAUCAGCAGCAAGUGGGAGCACUUAAUACAAAUUUUCAAAGAGAUAUCAGCAGUUCGCCUCGGAACCAUAUUUCACAUGUUGCUCAACCAAACUAUGCAAACCAGACAGAAAUUAAUAAAGAACGCAAAGUCAAUCAGGCUGGGGGAAGAGACCAAAGUGGCAAAUCCGGUAGGGGACUUUAAUCAAAAUGGAGGAGACAGAAUUACAAGCAGCCUGGGCCUACCUGUACUUAAUGAAAUGCAGCAGAUCUUACUCAAAGAGAAACAUUGGUCAGGCUACUGUGACAAGAAGGGAUUUCACAUCAUCAUCCAAAGUAAUGUUACAGCUCCUCCACUGGAUUUAGGCUCAGUCCAUGUUGCCUACAACAGAAGCACUGCUUGCAAGCCGAAGUUCAAGAGCAGUCAGUCUGUGAUGUUUCAGUUUCCACUCACAGGCUGUGGUACAAAAGUCAAGGUUUUUAGUGGACGCAUUUCCUACUGGGUUAAUAUCUUUGGAGUAAAAGUCUUUCAUCUUAAACAGGGGGCAAUAUUUCGUGAUCCACAGUUCAAACUCACUGUACAGUGUUCCUACACUCUCCAUGGUGCAACCACACUAAGGACAGACAUCCAGAAACCUAUAUCUGGCCAACCCUUAACUCAGAAAAAUGAGGGUUUGCUUCGUGUCAGAAUAAGAUUUGCUAAAGAUGCAUCUUAUAGCUCUUUUUACAAGGAGAGUGAUUCAUCAAAGUAUGUGCUGGGAGAUCCUGUUUUUGUUGAAGUGUUCCUUCUAAAACGGGAGGAUGGGGAACUUGUGCUCUGCUUGAGGGACUGUUGGGCAACCCCAACAGAAGACCCCCAAGACCAGCAUAGAUGGAAUCUGCUCACUGACAGGUGUCCUUUCCGUGGAGACAGUCACCACACUGAGGUCAUCAGGGUGACCCCUGGGGAGGGGGUGAAGUAUCCACAACAUCACAAGCGGUUUAUGAUCAAAAUGUUUUCUUUUGUGAAAUCCAAAGAGUCUCAAGGCUUAGUUUACAUACACUGUAAUGCAGAGAUCGGCAAAGGAGUUGAGUGCUCUGUGCCUUCCUGUAACCAAGAGCCAAGGGACCUAAAGAACCAAGAUCAAGAAAAUGGAAAUUAAGCUGUUUAAAUGCUAUCAUUUCCGAAGGCCUUCUUACUGGAAAUAUAGCCUAAAAAACUUCAAGUUGUCAUAUCUCUUUUUUUUUUUUCAUUUUUGCACAUGCUCUGUAGACUAUAUUCAGUAUGAAAAACAAGCAUGACUUGGAUACUGGUUGGAUAUCAGUAGUCUGUUUGUGACUGUAAUUAACAUGUUAUCUUUCAAUGUUUAAUAUUUAUCAGCAAUUUCUGCAUGCCACUUCAUACUCCUGUCCAUUUGGUGGCGGUAAGGAGAAGUAUGACAGACCAAUUUGAUUAUUAGCGGUAACAGAAAAAGUACAGAGGAAAGCGCAAACUGUCGACAGUAAACGAUAGGCAAUAUGGCGGCGAAAAGCGUCAAUAUAAAAGUCAGCAAAAUUUAGUUUGAAAAUCCGGUUUGACAAAUGUUUAGUUUUUCACGGCAUAUGCCUGGUGUGCUGCUAACUAGUCUAGAUAAAUAAACUGCAUCUGCCAAUUUUAUAAUUUUAGCAGAUUCGUCUUGCAAAUGACCAUGGAAUGGAAUGGUAGCCUAUUAGGUAGACUACACAACAUUUGGUUUUUCGUUGUUGAUUAUCAUUAAUCUCUUCAAGAAAUCAUUAAUAUAUCACCACAU
This is a messenger RNA of Clupea harengus (Atlantic herring), 2878 nucleotides long. RefSeq names its product zona pellucida sperm-binding protein 4. The record is from RefSeq and is a predicted model, not a curated record. The transcript is spliced from 16 exons. Gene Ontology annotation, biological process: binding of sperm to zona pellucida; prevention of polyspermy. NCBI's taxonomy places the organism in Eukaryota, Metazoa, Chordata, Actinopteri, Clupeiformes, Clupeidae. Bases 842 to 2251 code for a protein of 469 amino acids. Gene Ontology annotation, molecular function: structural constituent of egg coat; acrosin binding. Gene Ontology annotation, cellular component: egg coat.